AUGAUGAACCUUCAAUCCACUUUUUUCCUCUUCGUGGCUAUUGCAAAUGCUGCUCCCCACCCUGUUGCCGUCAAUGAUUUCAACUUUGCGUCUCUUUUGGUCAAAUACAAUGACAAUAACAAUAAUGUUAAUCUUGGUCAGUACAGUUUUUUAGUAACUGAAUCUUCUGACUACACUAAACUCAUGUCUUACUACCAAACUGCUGAUAUUAUAACACCCACUCAGAUUCAAUCCUGGUUGAGUGACUACUACGAGAUUGCCACUGAUCCUUAUUUGGCUGAUAACCCAACCGUUGUUAACUCCUUGUUAACUGCCUUCCCCACCCAGGAAUACUAUACUUUGAUGAGCGAGCUUUUUCCUACUUCAAUUGUAGGUUCUUAUGAUAUUACUAGCAUUCUUGAAAGUGCUUAUGGUACUGGUACAGCCAAUUAUCCGUCCACCACGACUGUUGCUAAAGCUUCGCCAACCAUCACUGGUACUAGUACUGGCGCUAACACUAGCACCCAAAAAACUGAAACCGUCACUUCUCAACAAUCCACAUCUGUAACUCAAUUAUCAGGAGCUGUAAAUAACGGAGCUGAAAUGAAUGGCAAAACGCUUUCUGCUGCUGCAAUUGCACUUUCUUUUCUUUUCAGCGUUGCUUUGAUUAUUUAA
Magnusiomyces paraingens is the source of this 654-nucleotide messenger RNA. RefSeq lists its product as uncharacterized. The transcript has a single exon. Lineage: Eukaryota; Fungi; Ascomycota; Dipodascomycetes; Dipodascales; Dipodascaceae. The record is from RefSeq and is a predicted model, not a curated record. The coding region runs from base 1 to 654 and encodes 217 amino acids.